Neocloeon triangulifer is the source of this 3625-nucleotide messenger RNA. RefSeq names its product A disintegrin and metalloproteinase with thrombospondin motifs adt-1-like. Gene Ontology annotation, cellular component: extracellular matrix. Gene Ontology annotation, molecular function: metalloendopeptidase activity. The transcript has 21 exons. Gene Ontology annotation, biological process: extracellular matrix organization; proteolysis. NCBI's taxonomy places the organism in Eukaryota, Metazoa, Arthropoda, Insecta, Ephemeroptera, Baetidae. The record is from RefSeq and is a predicted model, not a curated record. Bases 86 to 3301 code for a protein of 1071 amino acids.
UUCAGUCGGUGUGCGGAGCUGCGGACGCGCCUCUCGUGCUGCCAGCGGGACAUGUGAUAUUAGCGAGGACACACACGGACGGACGAUGAGGCCGACGGCCAUGUGGUGCGGCCUGGCCGCUCUCCUCAGCCUCGCGCUCCCGCAACACGCACGCAACGCGCCCAAAUCACAGGUGACAGAGCAAAACCUGCGGCACCUGCUGACGACCCAUGAGUGGCGCGACCUCUUCGGACCCGACGAGCAGCUCUUCAGGAACGACGAGGCUGAGUUCGUGCGUCGCGUGAGCGUGGUGUGGCCGCGCGAGUCGCGGCGCCGCCGUCGGCGCCGCAGCAAGUCGGUGCCGGCCAAGAGCGUGCGACUCAUUUUCGCCAACAACACCGUCCAACCACUCACGCUGCAUCUCGACCACUUGCCACCCUCCAGCAGCGUGGCGGACGAGGGUCUGCUGGUGUUGUCGCGAUUUGCCAACUCGACGGCGCAGCUGCCGGACUGGACGGUGCGGCGCGAGGAGCAGUGCCUGAUGCGCGGCGCCGCCACGCAGCCACCCGCUGGCGCCGGCCAGGCCGCCGUCUCGCUCUGCGGCGCCGUCAUUAGGGGGCUGGUGGCGCGCGAGCACGAGUUUCUGGUGAUCAGCCCUCUGCCGAGCCGCCUGCGGCGCCGCGCUUCCGCACGCGGCGCCCUCCGGGACACGCCCCACGUGCUCGUCAGGGGUCAUGCGCCCCCCGCCUCCCUCCACGACUUUGAAUGCGCCGCCGAGAGGGCGCUCGACCGCCGCAAACGAAACCUCAACCAAUUCUUCAGGCCGCGGACGGGGACUCGGGUGGGCGGGUCGCGGGGGUGGUGGAGGCCUUCGGCGGCGGCGGCUGCUUCGGGGCGGCGGCGAAGCGGGCGCGGGGUGCUUCAUCAGGGGCCGCUGUUUGUCGAGCUGGCCGUGUUCGUCGACCGCGACCUCUUCCGCCACAUGGCCGUCAACUUCCCGCGCGACACUGAGCGCGAGGUCACGCGCGUCGUCCUCGCCAUGGUCAACGCCGUGCAGCUGCUGUACCAGGACGCGUCGCUGGGUCGGGCGGUGACGUUCGUGCUGAAGCGGCUCGAGGUUUUGCACGCGGAGCCGGCGGGACUGACGCGCUCGCAUGACAUCGACCGCUUCCUCUCGAGCUUCUGCAAGUGGCAGCGCCUUGAGAACCCACCCCUCGACGCCGACCCUCUCCACUGGGACCACGCCGUCCUCCUCACCGGCCUCGACCUCUACGUCCAGCUCGGCGCUCCCGCCAACAGCAAGACUCCAGCAAAACUCUCCUCACAGGUCGUCGGUCUGGCUCCGGUGGGCGGGAUGUGUUCACGGGCGAGCAGCUGCACAGUGAACGAGGGUCGCCACUUCGAGAGCGUCUACGUCGUAGCCCACGAGAUCGGACAUAAUCUGGGGAUGCGGCACGACGGUCCCAUGUCAGACAACGAGUGCGACCCGGGCAGCUUCAUCAUGUCACCGACGCUGGGCUCGGGCAAGAUCACGUGGUCGCAGUGCAGCCGCCGCUACCUGGACGCCUUCCUCGAGACGGAGCAGGCGAGUUGUCUGUGGGACCGCAGCGUCCCCGAGCCGGCCCUCGACCACGCGGCCGGCGGACUCCUGCCCGGCGAACGCUUCUCCGCCGACCACCAGUGCAUGCUGAAGUACGGGAGCGGGAGCGUGCACGCGCGGACGCAGCCGCUGGACGACGUUUGUCGCGACCUGCACUGCCAGCGCGACCGGUACACGUGGACGUCGCACCCGGCCCUCGAGGGCACCACCUGCGGCCUCCACAUGUGGUGCCGCAGCGGGCGGUGCGUGGCGAGGGGAGCCGCGUGGGCAGCGGCCGGGGAGCGGGGGGCCGUGGCCGGGGGCUGGGGCGAGUGGACCCCCUUCUCCGAGUGCGCAUCCAGCUGUCUGCACGGCUCGGGCGGCCUCGAUGCCGGCAGCUCGGGCGUCGAAGUCUCCGUCCGCAGAUGCGACAAGCCCAGGCCCGAAAAUGGAGGCAAGCAGUGCGUGGGUAGCGACCGCAGGUACAGGGCUUGCGAGGCUGCUCAGAUCUGCUCGAACGUGCCGCGGACAACGUUGCGUGACUUCGCUGAUGAGGUGUGCGGACGCGCCAAGGAGGUGGACGCCGACCUGCUUGGCACCGGCACCCAGCGCGAGUCCUCGGACGCGGUGGAGGCGUGCGCCGUGUGGUGCUACAAAAAGCGCGGCGGUGCCAAGAACAGGGGCUGGACCUUCCCCGACGGUACAGCCUGCAAGGGGCUCUCCGCGAGCAACCGACGCGUGAGUCGGCGUUCAGGGGUGUUGCCGGGGGUGGGUCGAGGGCUGUGCGUGUCGGGGCGAUGCGAGUCCUUUUCGUGCGCCCUCGACGCCCCCUUCAAGGAGGACCACGAGAUCUGCACCCUGCACAAUCAUCGCGCGCGAAUCGCCUCCAAUUCCAUCCUUGCGACGAACGAGAGUUCGCAGGCGAUGUGGUCGGCGUGGAGGGCCGUGGGGGGCGGGGGUGGCAGGUGCAAGUCCAACUGCAUCGCGCCAGGUCGCGGCCUGCGCCUGGUCACGCGCGACUGCCACGGCGCCGCGUGCUCCUCCAACCUCGACGCGCGCAGCAUCCAACUCUGCGAACCUGAGGACUCAAAGAGUUGCGUGCGGCUGAAGACGCCGUUCGAACACGCCAGCGCCGUGUGUUCGCGCUACAAGGAAAGGGUGCGCCGCCUCUCGGGCAUCGGCAUGCAGAUUUCACCCUCCGUUGAGGACCCUGACCGACCUUGCAGGGUGGCGUGCCAGGACGAGGCGGUGCCGCACCGCUUCUACCUGGUGAACGGCGAGGAGGGGUGGUUCCCGUUUGGCACUGACUGCGGCCGCGGCUCUCGACAGGCCUACUGCGUCAGCGGCAAGUGCCUUGAGUUCGGCGCCGAUCUCACCCCCCGCCUCCUCCACCGCCUCUUCCCAGCCGCCGCCGUCCACCACCUCCUCCGCCCGGCGGCCCCCGAACGCCGCCGCCGCAGCGUCCUGCCCCCGGCCAACCACUCCGUCACCGCCACCCUCGACUCGGACACCCUCACCGACCUCAUCCACGCCAUUGAAGGUAAAACUGAAGAGGGGAACAUGGUGCUGCCGGUGGAGCCGUCGCUGGACCUGCACAACCCCAUCCACGUCAACAACCCGCCCCUGCUCACAGACAAAGCGGCGGCCGGAUUUGCGGCGAGCGAGAGGUCGACGGCCUCCAUGGUCUCAGGGUCGGUGGCCACCCUGCUGCUCGCCACGUCCACCCUCCGAAGGGGCGCUUAAUUCAACAGCGGCCAGCCAAAUUUCAGUGCUUCACUUCACAAAAGACAAAAGACACUCCUGCAUUUCUAUAAAUUGUUCGCCCAACACUUUUUUUUGUACAAAUAUAACUUUAUUUUACAAAUUAAAAAUAAACAUAAUGUUACAAUUUUUUUCUUCGCCACUUUGAAUGACCGCGCCUUCUAGGAUUGCAAUCGAAGAAAAUACUAAUUGCGACUAAUUGAAUAUUUAGUAAUUUGUAAUCAAAAUUGUAUAAAUUUAACAAUCAGCAUUCGGACUCGGACGCGUGCGAUGAAUUUUUGUCACUGUCAGGGCUGCAGCUGGAAC